Messenger RNA from Trichoplax adhaerens, 1311 nucleotides. RefSeq lists its product as uncharacterized. The record is from RefSeq and is a predicted model, not a curated record. NCBI's taxonomy places the organism in Eukaryota, Metazoa, Placozoa, Uniplacotomia, Trichoplacea, Trichoplacidae. The transcript is spliced from 2 exons. Bases 1 to 1311 code for a protein of 436 amino acids.
AUGAAUAUUCGUUUCUUGACCCUGAUUUGCCUACUAGUUAUCUCGAAAGCAUAUACUGAUGAGAUUCCGUCAUCGGAUGAAAAAGAUUAUGAUUUCUUCAGAAAUACCGCUUAUUCUGCGGUAGAUCACGUAUUAAGUAAUGAGGCCAAAAAAGAAAAUGACGAAGAUAACGUUGAUAAUAAGAAUACCGAAUCGGAUAUGGCUACUAUGGAAGAUGCUUGUUUUGACGAAGUGGAAAUAAAGGAUGGUGAAGAAAUUAUCACUGAAAAUGGCUCAAAUGCUUUAGAAAAGUUUGAUAAUGAAAUCGCUAACGAUAAUACGGAAAGGGAUGGAGACGAUAGCAUUAAUGAUGAAGAUAAGCAGAAUUCAGCUUCUCGGCAUCGUCGUCCACGGCGGCGACAUAGUCAAAAUUCAGGUAAUGCUUUACGAAGGCAAGCUAACCAGGUGAGAAGACAAAAUAUUCAUUCACGUCGAAGGAUUCACUCUCAAUGGGCUCCCAAUCGUCGAUGCAAAGUCACAACUGCGUGUCUUAUUCGAAAAGUAACAAGGCUUAAGGGACAACUUACUACCGUAAACAAUCAAUAUAGCAGUCUACUAGUAUGUUGUAAAAUGCAGCUCACUGUAUUAAAGCAAAAAAUAAAACAUCUACAAUCAAAAAUCACCCGUAAAGAUGCGAUUAUUGCCGCGAAAGAAGCUAAAAUCAUUUUAUUGAAAAGUCAAGCUGCAAAGGUGAACAGAUUGCGACGAAAAGUUCGAAGACUAAAAGUGAAAAAUCAGACCUUAAAAGCCUCGAUGGCAACUGUUAAUGCCCAACAUCAAUAUGUUCGAAAUGAAAGUAUCCGCUUAAAUUCGACUUUACAAGCUAAAAAUAGUCAGAUUGAACGAUUGAAAUUAGAUAAAAUAGAGUUGAGUAAAAAUAUUUCUAUAUUGACGAAUCAAACUCGAGAUUUGAAUCAAAAAUUGGACCAUCAAAAUGAAGAAUACAAAAAUCUGACCGCAAGAUACGAUAAAGCUAAUAUUUGUUGCCAGGCUUGUAAUGGAAAACCAAUUUCUGAUAAUCCGUUUAAUAUAACGGCGACUACUAAUAGAACCGAAAAUGAAGAUGAAGAGGCUUUUCAAAGUGUGUUGGAUAAUAAGCUGAAUGAAGAGAAUAUAUCGAAAAAUGGGAUUGAUAGGAAAUCUUUAGAAAUUGUAUCGGAAAAGAAAGAUUCGAAUGAGAAUCGUUCUGAAAGGCAAUUUGAAUCGAAAAAGAAAAGUUUGCGCGAUGAUCUCUCCGAAGAAGAAUUUAAUAGGGAUUUUUUUGAAAAAUGA